Lingula anatina is the source of this 894-nucleotide messenger RNA. RefSeq lists its product as uncharacterized. NCBI's taxonomy places the organism in Eukaryota, Metazoa, Brachiopoda, Lingulata, Lingulida, Lingulidae. The record is from RefSeq and is a predicted model, not a curated record. Gene Ontology annotation, molecular function: ATP binding; protein serine/threonine kinase activity. Gene Ontology annotation, biological process: protein phosphorylation.
CUCUGCCAUAGCAAAUAGGUGAGAAUGAUGAAUGUAAACAUAUAACCACUGUCUCAGCCGCUGACGUCAGUCUGCAAAUGGAACACAAAUUCCAGCAAAUUAGUGUUUUCUUGGCUAUUUAAUGAUAUCUCAGAGGCAACUGAUUGAAACUUGUUUUGUGUUGAACUGAUUAGUUGAGGAAAAUAGGAAUUGGACAAAAAAUGGAGCAAAACAGAACGUCAGCGGUUCAAAGAAGAAGCCGAGAUGUUGAAGGGGCUACAGCAUCCGAACAUUGUGCGGUUCUACGACUCCUGGGAGUUGGUGUCACCAAGAGGUCAAAAGGUCAUUGUCAUGGUAACAGAGCUGAUGACAUCAGGAACAUUGAAGACGUAUCUGAAGAGAUUCAAGAAGGUCAACAUCAAGGUCCUCAAGAACUGGUGUCGGCAGAUCCUGAAGGGACUCUACUUCCUGCACAGUCGCAAUCCUCCUGUGAUCCACCGAGACUUGAAAUGUGAUAACAUCUUCAUCACCGGUACCACCGGCAGCGUGAAGAUCGGCGAUCUGGGUCUGGCAACCCUGAAGAACAAGUCUUUUGCUAAAAGUGUGAUAGCGCGCACGUCGCCAGGGCUGACACACCAUCCAUCUUUUAAUUUAAGGUACGCCAGAGUUUAUGGCGCCAGAAAUGUAUGAGGAGCACUAUGACGAGUUAGUGGACGUCUACGCAGUUGGCAUGUGUAUGCUUGAGAUGGCAACGUCAGAGUAUCCGUACUCGGAAUGUACAAAUGCAGCUCAGAUAUAUCGAAGGGUUACAACUGUAAGUAGUAUAAACACUUAAAAUCUCUUAAGUGUAUUUUUGAAAAAGUGAAAGGGAAAAAAAGGAAAAGAAAGGUCAAUAUUUUGGUGCUCAAUCAAGUU